Messenger RNA from Sorghum bicolor (sorghum), 957 nucleotides. RefSeq lists its product as uncharacterized. Bases 78 to 734 code for a protein of 218 amino acids. The transcript has 3 exons. Lineage: Eukaryota; Viridiplantae; Streptophyta; Magnoliopsida; Poales; Poaceae. The record is from RefSeq and is a predicted model, not a curated record.
UCCAACUCCACCCACCCGGCCGGCCACCACCCUCGUCGCGCAUCGAUCCCUCGUCCGGGAUCGAUAGUAGAUCGACGAUGGCGGCGUCCGACUUCCAAGCUGUGUGGUCGGCGUCGGAGGUCUACGCGUUCCGGGGCUGGGUUCCUUCUGUACACGACGCAGGGUGGGGACGACGGCCGCCGCCGCCGCCGCCGCCGCCGUUACGCCUCGAGUUGCUGGACUAUGUCGGUUGUUUAGUCAUCGUGCUCGUCGUCUGCAUCACCGCCCUGCACUUCCGUGGCUUCUUGCUCGACGACGAGUACUCCAUCGUCAACGUCCUCGCGCUGCUUCUGACCAGAAUUAUGCACAUGCUCGUGAUCAAGUCCUCUCCGGCGCCGUCCAGCUGGACCGCCCUCGCGCUGCUUCCAACCUGUCCGGCACCCGCCCUAAGCACGCCGCCGGUGUGCUACGAAUGGGAGAAACCAGCAGCUGCCAUGGUGCUGCCAGUCAGUAGCGGCUCUGCCGCAGAUAGCAACUGGCGGAGCAAUGAACAGGACUGUGAUUACACGGCCGCCAGGAAGUGCUUUGACAGUCUUGUACGUGAUGCUGCCUGGACCUGUGAUGAACAAGACGAUUACAAUGCCGCCAUGAAAUGUUUUGACAGUCUUGUCCACAAUGCUGCCAGCAUCUGCUUCGUUUGCAGCUAUGACGCUAUUCCUCUGACUCGUCAAUUUGAUGAUCCACCUCCGACAUGAACGAAAAAGGUCUUGAUGGCUGCGUGGAGCAAUUGAUGUCCGGACUUUGAGUAUUGCAUGAGCUCAGCCUAGCUUAAAGAAAGCUGUUAGUAACAGUAAUAUAUAAAUAUCCAAUGUUUCUAAAUCGGUUAAACAAUGCAAGCAACCGAAUUUUAUCCUUGCUCGUAAGCGGUGACAUGUGUGCCAAGAAGUGAGGAUUGAUGCCUCAAAUCCAUUGCCUCCA